UCCAACAAGUAACUGCCUCGCCAGUUUUAUGUCGUUAGCAAGGGGGCAAUCAAACUGACAACUGGUUUUCUAGAUACAUUGUGCUAAGUUGCAGUUUAUAGCUCCAGGUCGCCCCCCAUGGGCAUGAUAUGGGCGAUCACUUCGCCACGAAUGGCUUUCACGGUGGGCACCGACGCCAGUUCCAUAGCCAGCACGGCAGUGGCUUGGGGGAUAUGCACCUUGGAAUCAAUCCAAAAGUACUGAGCUUCGCCAAUGAACUCGUCCGGGUGAAGGGCCAACAGGUCCUUCACUGGCUGCUGCUGCGCCGCAGAGAACGCUUGGAGGUUUUGCAUGUACUGCGUGCGAUCGCCCGGGACGGCGUCGACUUCGGUCGUGGAUCGCUCAAAUUCCACCAUGAGGUUGACGUGAUCUUGCGUAGAAAAGGCUUGUUGCAACUCGGGGGCAAUCUUGGAGCUCAUGGUCGACGGAGCGGGGCAGUCGUUCGUGGUGGCGGCGCAAAUGACGAAGUGCACGAACGCGACGACGGCUAACUGAGACGCCCACAUUCGCUUUGUGUUGACACGAAGCA
This is a messenger RNA of Aphanomyces astaci, 568 nucleotides long. RefSeq lists its product as hypothetical. Lineage: Eukaryota; Oomycota; Saprolegniomycetes; Saprolegniales; Verrucalvaceae. The record is from RefSeq and is a predicted model, not a curated record. The transcript has a single exon. Bases 129 to 530 code for a protein of 133 amino acids.